UUCCUGUGGGCGUGACUCUCGCUACAACGUAUUCUUGCCAAAAAAUCUGAGCCUUAGAUGUAAUCGGUUCCGUUGAUGCCGCCAUUUCAAAUCGAAAUAUAGGGACAGGGUAUAUAUAAUAUUUUUUACAUUUUUUAUUUGCAAAUCUUUUUAUAUUUUCUUUUUAUUUAGAGUACGUAUCUAUAUUUAGUUGUAUUUCUGGACCUCAAUAGUCUUCAUAACCAGUAAGAUGGACGCAGAUACAGAGCAGGUGACGGACAACACAGAAACUUCCCAAGAUGCAUCUGAGGAGCCAAUAACAGAAAACAAAUCCAGGGGUCGUGGUGGGUUCAAAGGGCGUGGCCAGGGGUUCCGGAUUGGUCGAGGAGGCAUGCAUGGUGGGCGGGGCCUGAUGAUGAAAGGAUUUGGCCCACCCGGACGAGGCAGGGGGGAUAGAGGACGGGGUGGGGACAUGAAUGGGUUUGGACCCAUGAGGAGAGGGAUGGGGAGGAUGCGGCCGUACCCAGACAUGAGGGGCAGGAGAGGAGGGAGGGUCGCUCUGAUGGGGAGGGGCGGGCCAAUGGGGAGGGGCGGUCUGAUGGGGAGGGGCGGUCUGAUGGGGAGGGGCGGUCCGAUGGGGAGGGGCGGUCCUAUGGGAAGGGGCGGUCCUAUAGGGAGAGGCGGACCUAUGGGCAUGGGUCCUCCUCCACCCCCACCCAUGCACCUGAGAGGCCCCUACCCACCAAUGCACAGACACGGCCCCCCUCCGCCUCCCUCCCUGGGCCACCCUGGUUUUAGAGGGCACCCACCACACCCCAGAGGAAGAGGCAUGUCCCCCGGACCCCCACGCCACUUCCACCCCAGGGGCCCCAGAGGCUACCACAAUGGACCAGCUUCUCCUCCUCAUCAUCCCCCACCUGGCAGAGGCCAGAGGUGGCCAGGGCCCCCUGGUGGCCGACGGUUUUAACGCAGCCUGCCCUAAAAUAAUACAGUAACAGAGAGCUUUACAGUCUAUAGCAGCAAGCCUACUGGGCUGGGGUGGCUAAACUGAUCUAAGAGCACCUUAAUAUGUGUCAUAAAAAGAAGACCCCUUUUUAAACAUCCUUAUGGAACACCCUGUAGCCAAAUAUCUGGAUAUUGAUAUCGUAUACCAGAGGAGAAGAUGUGAAUCAACAAGUGGACACUUAAAUGCCUCAGACCUUAACAGUACAUAAAGGCAUUCUCACUUUCAUUGUAACUUUUGUUAUUAGAAAAAAAUGUGCUCUUGGUAUUAGGACAAAGUUGUAUAGUAUUGAGAGAAUGAAAAUAUUAUUAAAAAAAGAGUCCCAAAGGGAUGAUAAGUGUUGAUAUUCAAAUCCCUUAGAUGUCAUGUGGUCUUGUGGUGGUCACUCUGUGAACCUUAAGGAAUAUCUGACCCUAAUAAAAAGAGAAAUUACACAUUGUGUGUGAGUGAGAAAGAAAAGAAGGCGAGAAAGAAAGAAAAAAGAAAGCAAUGUGCAACAGCCCUCAAGCACCAGUUACUAGCACUAGUUUCUUACACCUUGGACCUCCCUAACUUUCCCUUUUGUUACAUGGAUAUACUUUUGUAUUACAACUUCACCACGCAGUACACAACUACAGCAAAAGCUGUUUAGACUCACAUACACAUUCUUAAGUGAAAGACAAUAUUUUUCAUGUCAAGUAUUCAUGAUUAUUUUACGUGACAUUUUUAUAUGAUUAAUGUGCAGCUAUUUUAAGUUAAUGCAUAUUGCUAUUUGGAACAAUUCAUGCUUGUGUUCAGCAAUCUAUAUUGUGGAAUGACUAAAGAACUUAAAUUAAUACUAUAUUGAAAUAAUAUAACAAAUAUAUAGUAUAUAUACUAGCAGCAUUUACAGUAUAUUUCAAAGCAAAUUACGAAACAAGUAAUUGCUUCAGUUUAGUCUAAGAUACUUACUAUUCAGUGUGUUAAGUUUUGAAGUGUUAUCAUACGUUAUACUUACUGUAACUGACAUAACUUUGUGGAUUUGUGGAUGUACUUUUGGAAAACAGUAACAGCUAUGACGUAGUCGUGAAGGAAAAAAAUAAAAGUAAAACUUAACUGAA
Messenger RNA from Salvelinus fontinalis (brook trout), 2061 nucleotides. RefSeq lists its product as uncharacterized. The transcript is spliced from 6 exons. NCBI's taxonomy places the organism in Eukaryota, Metazoa, Chordata, Actinopteri, Salmoniformes, Salmonidae. The record is from RefSeq and is a predicted model, not a curated record. The coding region runs from base 230 to 946 and encodes 238 amino acids.